GUAAAAGAUGACCUCCAAACUUUCAGAAGGACGUUUUCAGCAACUACUACUGCCUCUCUUUCUGAUUUUUUGUUUUGGAGGCACAUUCUUCAUGUACCACAAGCCAAGUGAGAGAUGGAUAUCAUGCCCAGAUGUUCCAGUCUCCACAGGUAAAGUCUCCACAGAUGAAGUCUCCACAGAUGAAGUCUGCACACAUGAAGUGUGCACACAUGAAGUCUGCACAGUAGAACGCCUCAGGGCAUUGAUGGAAAACUUUACCCAGAUUAUAAACACCAACAGCACUCUAAACUCCACUUUGGUUAAACAACAAUUACUGAUCACCAUAUCAUCUGUCAUGGAAGAAAAUAAGGAAAAUAAUGACCAUGACAACAUUAUCCUAUUAAUCUGGUCAUGGCCUUUUGGUUUUAAAUUUGAUGUGAAAGCCUGCGGUUCAGAGUAUGGUAUUAAAGGUUGUCACAUUACAGAUGACAGAAAUCAGUACAACAAAGCCCAUGGUGUUAUGUUUCAUCACAGAAAUACCGGUGAUGAUUUCACAAACCUGCUGAAAAGACCUCGGCCUCCACACCAGAAGUGGGUGUGGAUGAACAUGGAGUCUCCUGAUAAUACAGGUAGACGUGCUGAAUUAGAUGAUGUAUUCAAUCUGACUGCAAAUUAUCGGAAGGAUUCAGAUGUCUGGGUGCCUUAUGGGAGAAUCAUAGAAGCAUCUGAGAAGGACCAACCCUUUACAAUGCCACCAAAGGACAAAAUUGUCUGUUGGAUUGUCAGUAACUGGAACCCCAACUUUAGGAGAGUCAAAUAUUUUAGUGAACUGGGCAAAUACAUCAAAAUAGAGGCUUAUGGUAGACACUUCAACAGGUAUGUCAGCAUUGAAGAUUAUAACAAGAUUUUACCAAGCUGUAAAUUCUACUUAUCAUUUGAGAACUCCAUCUACAAAGAUUACAUCACAGAGAAGGUGUUUAACCCCAUGAAAGCCGGCACAGUUCCUGUGGUUCUUGGUCCACCCAGGGAGAACUAUGAGGAAUUCCUUCCAGCAGAUUCAUUCAUUCAUGUGGACGAUUUUGAGUCCCCUCAGAAACUGGCAAAACAUCUCAAAUUUCUUGACCAGAACCAGGAAGCUUAUGAACACUACUUUACCUGGAGACAACACUUUACUGUUAAAAGUGGACAUUUUGGUCUUGAACACGCUUGUCGAAGUUGUGAUUAUAUAAGAAACAAUAAGGGCUACAGAGUGUUUAAAAAUCUCAAUAAAUGGUUUUGGGGUUAGCAAGCAUAACAUCAGCAUGAACUUCUAAAUGGAGACUCUGGAAAUCCCAUCAGUGUCUUCCAGAUCUUCCAAACAUCUCAAGAGGAAUUGUUCCAGACCAAGACACUUGAUCUAAUUUUCUUUCCAGUCAACAUAACAUAAAUGACUUUCAUUAUUAUUUUCAUUUAGGCUUUACUGGUGC
Molecule: messenger RNA, 1445 nt
Organism: Neoarius graeffei (lesser salmon catfish)
Lineage: Eukaryota; Metazoa; Chordata; Actinopteri; Siluriformes; Ariidae
Product: 4-galactosyl-N-acetylglucosaminide 3-alpha-L-fucosyltransferase 9-like
Exons: 1
Coding region: 8-1264 (418 amino acids)
Cellular component (GO): membrane
Molecular function (GO): alpha-(1->3)-fucosyltransferase activity
Source: RefSeq, a predicted model, not a curated record